This is a messenger RNA of Funneliformis geosporum, 558 nucleotides long. NCBI's taxonomy places the organism in Eukaryota, Fungi, Glomeromycota, Glomeromycetes, Glomerales, Glomeraceae. The record is from the annotation of a GenBank genome assembly.
AUGCAAUAUGCAAACCGAAUUAUCUCAGUAAUAGGUGCUAGCACUUAUUUAGUCGGAGAAGCCAACGAGAACUCCACUUAUAAAAAAAUAGGGGGGACUGUUGCGGUAGCUUCUCUUUAUAUAGAAUUCUUGGCUUCUUACGGCAAGGAAAAAUUAUUCAAAACUGGAGAAAGACAAAAAAAAGAUACUGAAACCCUCGGUAAUAAUUAUUUGAAAUUAGCAGAAAUACUUAAACCUAUUCGCACUCCUAAAUCUUUAGGAAAGUUAAAAGAAGUGAUUAAUUCUUUAAAAAAAACAAUAAAUGAAGUUAUAGAAAAAGAUGAUGACGAAAGAAGAACUAUUAAACGAGAAGAAGUAAAAAAAUUAAUGGAAAUUUUACAGGAGGCAGUCAGUGAGUAUCAACAAGGAGUAUCGGAAAAAGAAAUAGAAGAUAAAAUAGAAAGCAAACUAGAUGAUAUGUUAUUGGAAAAAAGAGCAACUCAAGGUAAAAUUAGAAGAAUUAUAGAAUUUAAAAAAACCAAACAAACUGUUGCUUAUUUAGAAAUCACAUCCAAAUAG